AUGACCAACAACUCAUCAAUACUGAAACCAUCUGGUAUGUUCUGCAUAAUAAUACAGUAGACCAAAUACUAUAAUACCGGUAGGCCUGCACAAUGCCAUUCCAUAGGCCUAUGUUAUUUGCUGAAACCUAACAUGACCCACUUAACAUAAAAAUUAGGCAUAUAUAUAUAUAUAUAUUUUUUUUUAAACAUUCUAACAACACUACAACUUGUUCACAUUUGUAUCUAUUUUAGGUGGAGAUGAUGACCGACUGUCAGAUCUUCUGAGAAAUGACGUUUUCGUGGAUUUCUUUAACACCUUUCUGAACCUACCGGUGAGCCCCUUCUGCGAUAUAAAAUAGAACAGCUCUUUCACAUAAUUUAGAAUAGAAUAUAACUGAUCAGAAUGGAAUAGAAUAGAAUAGGUCUUUCACAUAAUUUAGAAUAGAAUAUAACUGAGUAGAAUAAAACAGAAUAACUGUCACAGAAUUUAUGUUAUAUUUCAAUCUGUUUUCUGUCUAGGUUUUUGGUCAAACUCCUCUCUUCUUUCUGUCAGACAACAAAUGGUUAACGUGUCCUGAGAUACCUCAAGGCCAGGUAGAGAAUCCAAAACCUUACGAAUGGCGCCCUCGUGUGGUUCAUUUAUGAAACAGUACUCAAUGUCCAUUAAAAACUAUUGGGUUCAAAUAGAGUUAAAAACAUAACUUUUACUCUACAUACCCAUGAGAAAGAAUGCAAAAUAAUUUCUUCAUUUUGAAAAAUAAAGGCAAUAUGUCUGGGUAUUUUUUAUUUAAUAUUGUAGCGACCUUAACUGAACCACUAUCAACCUCGUUAAGAAGUUGGAACCUCUUGGCAUAACGGUUAAGGUGUUGCCUUGAUGGUCGCUAGACUCUGGUUUGAGUCCUGGUCUGGGCUUACCCCACACAUUCGUGAGGCCAUUGCAGAGACGUGUACACGUAAGGGACUUGGUAUAGAGAAGUGUGGGGACACGCUCUCUCGAAGGAAAGGGGUAUUGUAGCAACACUAACUCAACAUCUAUCAGCCUCAUCAAAAGGUACGGACCUCUUGGCGUUAAGGUGUUGGUUUAAUAGUUUGCUAGACCUGGGUUCGAGUUCUGUUCAGGGCUACCCCCUGAAUUCGCUAUACUUUGUUUAAAUUUAAUGUGUUAUAUGCUAUACUUAUUUUUGACAUAACAGGAGGUGAACAGAGGAGGGUUUCGUAAGUGGUUGACUGCACAUCGCUUCACCUUGUUCAAGGAAACAGAGUUGUUCCAUUAUUACACUCUCUGUAAAGAAUUCUUGGAGUUCUCAAACCAUCAUUCAAAAGGUAAUCCGAUUUUUUUGUUUUGUUGUUGCAGUAUGAUAGCGGUACUGUAAAACUAAAGCAUAGAGAAACAUUGUGACAGGGUAGGAACCAUAGUUUUGGUCAGUGUUUCCCCGUGGAAUCUUAGUGAUGAACAUGUAAAUUGCAUAAAAGCACCCCUUAACUGUUGAAAGUGACAAAGUAUGGGGAGGGUUUCUAAGUACAAAUAUUUGGGUCGAUGUACAAUGAGUGAUAUACAUGGAAAGAUAAUGUCAUAAAUGUUGAAACAAAGUGUAAGAAAGUGGUGAAUCUCAUGUGCUCGGUCUCUGGUUAUGAAUGGGGUGCUGACAGACAAUCGUUCAUGGAUAUUUAUAGAGCUCUGAUCAGGACUACAAUUGAUUACAGGUGUAUAGUUUAUGGAAACGGUGAAGACUUGGCUUCUGAGGCUGGACAGAAUCCAGUAUAUAGCUUUAAGGAUAUGUAUUGGUGCAUUUAAAUCAACAUCUGUAUGUGCCUUACUAGUGGAGGCAGGUGAGAUGCCUUUGGAUAUACGGCAUUAAAAAAUAGUCAGUAGCUUAUUGGGCUAGUUUGAAAGGAUGUGAGGUUGAUUUGAAAGGACUGCUACUGUUCUAGAUGACUGUUGGGAAUAUACUAGUUGACAAGGCAGUGGUUUUGGUUGGACAGUUGGAAAGCUUGCUGAUGAGAGUGGUUUGAGUUGGAGGUUGGCCCUUCUGUGGUGAAAACGGAUGUUCCUCCAUGGUUACUCCCAGAUCCUGUUGUUGAUCUAACCUUGGUACCGAAAAGGAAAGAUUGAUCAGAAGUCAGUGAUAUAGGGAAACUGGUUGACAAUUACAUUGGUAGAAGUGUUCAUGCUUUUUUACCGCUUUUCAGAUAGUGGGCGCACAGGAGCAGGCGUUUACAUUCCUGAAUUUGAUGGGCAGAUAUGUAGAAGACUAACAGAUGAACUGUCAGUAUAUUCAGUUGAAUGUUUGGCGAUAGUAGUUGCCCUCCAGUGGGUGGUCAUACAACCUGUUAUAGUAUGCUCAGAUUCUCUGUCUGUAUUGAAUAGUUUAUCAUCUGGUAAAUCUAAUAGGAGUGACCUACUAUUGGAAGUAUUAAUGUUAUUAUGGAGAAUUGAGAGACUGGGUGUAGUAGUGAGAUUCUGCUGGGUCCCAGCACAUUCAGGUGUGGAAGGGAAUGAAAUGGUAGACCAGUUAGCCAAAAGAGCUUUGAAACAAGAUAUAAUUUAUAUUAAUGUUACAUUGGGUAGAGGUGAGGCUAAAUGUAAGAUCAGAUGUGAGGCAGAAGAGGUGGGACUAUGAGCCCAAGGGCCGGCAUUUAUAUGACCUCCAAAGAAAGGUUGGUGGACCAAGAUUCAAAGGUCAGAUUAGGAAGGAAGAGGUGGUGUUUGCUUGAUUGCGCUUAGGACAUUGUACAUUGAAUUCGUCAUUACAUCUGGUUGGUAAGCAUGUGAAUGGUUUGUGUCUGGAGUGUAUGGUCGAUGAAACGGUGGAGCAUGUGUUGUUAUAUUGUUGUAAGUAUGUUGAAGAGAGGGAAAGAUGGAAGUGUAGGGUCAUUGAGGUUGGACGGUGUUGGGGGGGUUUGGAAGGGAUUUUGGGGAUGGGGGAGGGUCUAUUAGAAGUUAGUAGGGCUGUUUUUUAUUUUCUCAGAAGUACUGAGUUAGGUUGGAGGAUUUAGAAAUGUUGUAAACCGUGAUUGACCACACACUCCAGCACAGUAGGUGGCGGCAUGCACCUUUAACGUUUGUUUUGCGGACUGCCAUUAUAAUCACAGAAGAAGAAGAAAGUGACAAGGUGUUUGUCCUGAAGGCCCUGUGAAGAGUUGUUACUUGUGUGAAAGCAACGACUUUGUGACCAUGCAGUUUUGACAAAGUUUUUGGGGUGUGGUAGAGAAUUUUCGGAGAAGUUGGUUGCAGAUUAUUCCAUGUGUUUGGCUUUAGGAUUGUUUUGUGUAACUCAGUCAUCAAAAAUUCAAGUCCUCUGAGGCUGUGAAAGCACUGUAUUACUUUAGGAUUGUCAGUCCUAUUUAAUGAAAGUAAGAUCUAAGACGCCUUUAAUGUAAUCUUGUUAAUGUUGUGUACUGUUAAUGUAAGGGGCUCAUUACAGCUGUAUUCCACCCACUAUGGGCACUCGGGUGAAGCCCAUGGGAAAUUUGAGUUGAAUGUGUUAUUUUAAUGUUAUAUUUUUUUGUUGUUGAAUGUGUUAGAAUAAGAAAAUUAUGAAAAAUGCUGUAAACUGCUGUUACCUCAUGCUGAUAUUAUUAAAAGUCAAGUAAACAGUACCUUUCGCGUUGAAGUUUAAGCUUACAUUAUAAACUCAUAAAAGAGUAACAAAUGUGUUAACUUGACUGUUAACAGCAGUUUACAGUAUUUUUAUUUUUUAUUUUUAUUCUAACACACUCAAUUCAAACUUUCUUUGUAAUUUCCCAUGGGCUUCACCCGAAUGCCCCCUAGUGGCUGGAAUACAACUGUAUUGAGCCCCUUACAUUAAAGGAGAAGUUUACCCAAAAUCCAGAAACUCCCAAGUGAUUCCAUACAUUGAAACUAGUUUAGUGGAGUUUGCCCCCCCCCCCCCCCCCUCUCUCUCUCUGUAGUGCUGUACUGAAAGUGUGGACAAAUUAGUUGUUUUAUUGAAAGCGUACGGCCGAAUUAGCUAUUUUUGUCAAAUGUACUAUUGGUUUUGAGUCAGAAAAGGUGUACUUUUGCACGUAAGACAUUUGCUAUUAUUUGAAAUUAUUAUUAUUAUAUGUAGCUGACUGUCACAGCAACGGAGAUGGGUAACAACUACACAUCUGCGCCCUCGUUGGGGACACCCUGCUACAUAGAAACGUCAUGGUAUGCCCUUAUAUGGAGCUUGACGUCAAGGCUAUACAAAAUAUUUUUGGGGGGAGAAGGAGCUGGUGCAAAAGUUGAUAAGAGUUAGGCUCAGGUAAAAUGUGUUAUGCAAAGUGGAAAAAGAGAUGGCAGCAAGAGCAGGUUGGUGUUCCAUCCCUGGCUGCACUAUAUACAGGAAGUCAAUGGAAGAAGGCACCAAAUGUAACUGUUUUCUGAUAAAAGAUAGAGAUGCAGAAGAUGGUUAGUAGCAAUUUGAAAUAGUAAAUAUGAUGUAAAUACUCCAGCAGCCAACCUUGCAUCGCUGCGUGUGUGUAGCAACCACUUCAGCGAUGAUGCAUAUGCAAUCGAGAUAUGCAAUCGGAAAUUAUGGUGACAGAAAACCGAAGGAUACUAAAAUAUACAGCUGUUGCUUCUGUAUUUCCAUAGACUUGAUCUGGCGCAGUGCCAAUAUACAAAGGCACGUUUAAAAAGAGAAAGCAACAAAGCAAGCGUGCUGAGGUACAGAAUGUAGCUUAGCCUGAUCUUUGAAGUUUGAGGUGUUCUUAUUGUGUCAUUACCAUUGCACCAUAUCAUGUAGAGGGCCUAGGUGCUCCACAGGUUAGCAUAUGUGCCCAAUGUAUUUAUGACAGGAGGGUUGAGAGACAAUAGACAUUGUGUCACCUUACGUUGCAGAAUAGAAUAUCCCAAAAACAUUGUGAUAAAUAAACAUAGGCUAUACAGUGUUUUGGGCUAAUGUGAAAACAUAAACCCACUAACUGUCCCACUCAUAGAGGUUUAUGAUAAGCGAUCAUUAAAUAAAGUAAAGUUUAGCUACUUACCCGUCUGAUAAUUGUCAAUUUGGCCCAGCUGGAACAGCGUUGCGUCUCCAAUUUUUGGAAUACGCAAAAAAAUUCCAGGACACCAGAGUUUGAGGGCAGCAAAAUCCCUGUGGGCGCAAAAGCAAACUAACUGCUCUUCAUCAUCAUUACGUUCCUCCAUUUUUGUAAGAAUUGUAGUCACGAUUUCGAAUUCUCUGCAGCACAAACAUUCCUCACCUGUCGGCAUUGGCGCACAAUUGCCACAACUGCACCACCAGUCUGUGUGGAUCCUGGGGAUUGGUUGGGGCUGUGGUCUAGCUGCUGCUGCAGCUUCGGUGGCAAGAGCGGCGGUGGCCAUCUAAAGCUCAAUUUGCCUCAAUUCUUCGUCCGAAUACUCAGGCUCAAAUAAAUAUGGUUAGUAGACACCAUCGGUGUCCCUCCAGUAGUUUUCUUCAUCACUCGCGAGUAUUUCGUCGUCAGACAUGUUUGUAGGUUGUUGUUUACUUUGUAUAACUAAUGUGUAAGGUGAUCUUCACUUCUCCGCACAUCUGUGAAUACCCACAAAAAAAAGUAGGUUACUAUAGAAUACUCCAGUACUUACUAUAGAAUUCAGUAGUAAAUUGUAGUAUACUGUAGAAUACUAUACUACACACUGUAGUAUCCCUCGAUUAUUUGUAGUACUUACUCUAUAAUUGUGUAGUAUCCGCAAAGAAACACUGUAGUAAACACUACAGUCCGCAGAAACAGUACAGUUUUUUAAAACUAUGGAUAGCGCACAUGCACAGUUGUUACCCAUCUCUGCUGCUGUGGCAGUCGGCUACAUGAAAUAAUUAUAUAAAAUUAUCUGCCUCCCACCAGGGACGGACUGGUCAUCUGGCAUUUCGGGCAAAUGCCAGAUGGGCUGGUCUAUUUUUAGCCCAGUGCGCCUGUCUUACUUGUUUUUUUGUGUGCAAAAUGAUCAUUACCUGACUAAUAAUGGGGGCCUCAAGGAAAAAAAUGCCUGUGUGGAGGCCUCGAGGGGAAAAAUGGGCCGGUGUGGGGGGGGGCCAAGGGUGUUUGCCUUUCACGCCAGCGACCCGAGUUUGCUUCCCUGCCCCACCAACUGUGUCUUUAUGCCACAUGUGUUUACUGUCAAUUCCAUACAGGCACAUAGUAGUCUAUGUUUGGGUCAGCUGUGUGAAAACCCUGCUGACAGAUUCACAGAGUAAGGUCACUCCUGUACUGUGCUAAUUUGAAAUUCUUGUUGGUUGAAGUGUUGAAAUGGACAACAGAAGACCAGUGGCUGCUGAGGAGAUGCAUUGGGAGCGGGAGAGGGAUGAGGCGAUUCAGCAUUUUCAUCAAGGGCACUCGUGGUAGGUGACUGGUGUUUGUAUGUGUGUGUGUGUGUAUUCCUGGCCUAUGAAGUGGCAUUACUAAUUUAUUUGUAUGUAUUUUCCACGUGUGGUCAUUCAUUGACUCAUGCUUCCUGUGUGUGUGUGCAGGGAAGGAGCUGGUGUCGUUCUGUGUGAGAGUGUCCAGGUUGUUCAACAUGGACUGUGAGGAUGCAGGUCAGAAACACAGAUACCUGGCCCUGCUGACUGUCAUCAGGGCCAUCCAUCUCACAGAGGGAUCCAGCGUCAUGGCUAUCUGUCACAUACCACGAGGUAAGGAGACUAAACUGGUGACAAAGUGCAUUUCCCUGGGAUCGAGAAAGUCACCAUGAAAAAAGAUCAAGAUUAUUCAUUCAAGAGAGAGCCAGGCCACAUCGCCGUUACCUGUCCUGAAACUACUCACCUGCCCCUUGUCUGACCUAUAGGGCUGCAUACUCUUGAGUGCUGUGUUGAUGUGUUGAUGUGUUGAUGUUUUUUUCUUCAUUUAAAUCCCUUUGUCUAUGCUCUCCUGUGUCUGUCUGGUAGAUGAAAUGAUUAGCAUUCUAUCCAGUGAGCUACCCGACAGUGCCAGAAAGCAGAUCAUCGGUCAGAUGUAUAACAAAGCUUUACAUCGGCUGCAGCACUAUUGGCUUCCUCAGUUUCUAAGAUACUGCAAGGACUCACUCUGGAGAGCUGCAGAGUGCAGCCAAAUCGUUCAGGAGUACAGCGCCAUCGCAUCCCACUCUGCUCCUGCGGAUUUGCUUGAUAUACCUGCUCGACUGGACCGAGGCCUGGGACAGGUGAAGGAGGCAGAGCUGACUGGGGGUGCAACUGGGACCUACUGCUCCAAAAAUACCAAGAGACUCCUCUGGAUGCCCCAUAAGGAACCACAGAACAGAUCCGUAAUGGUAGCCCGGGAGGAGAAGAUCCAAGAUGUACGCCUCUGUUGCCAGUGGCUUCCUCUUGGGGUUGAAACAGACCAGGAAGGGUGCACUAAUGUUGUGCAUAGCAGUCAAACCAAAUACCAGAUUGAUGCCACAACUGAACAAUCCCUCAACAUGCCUGAUGAUACAAAAUCCCAAACCUGCAGCAAACAAACCAGCAAAGUGGACAACCUCAAGUCCAGCCACAGAAGUGGCAACCCUCUCCCAAACAUUGAUGUUGAGGGGAUCCAGGAGGGAGAAGUACUUAUUCCACACACCUGUAUGGAGACUCCUGCCUACUACCAGCCGUCUGUCUUACCAGUUCCCCCUGCACCCGCAACUCCAGAGUCCCACUGCUACAACUACCUUCAGCCUGCCCUGUCAGCUGACAGCUUGGCUGGUGGGCCCUUAGCUGCCUUCCUGAGGGCCAGGGGAAUGGAGAGAGAGCUGCAGCAUCUGGGGCUCUGGCAGGACCUGGAGCUGUUCCUUAGCCUGGUACUCAGGUAUGGAGAUAUUUACAAAAUAUUGUAAAUUAUUGAAAAAGGAAUUACAAACAAAUGUGUUGUUGUGAAAAUACUGAAUGCAACUUUCAAAAUGAAACAUCUGUGAAAAUGCCCAAAGCGAGAAAUAUGUUUGUAAAAUGUGCUGCGUUUAACAGAAAAAAACAUUGUUGUAUUUAUGUGCUAAUAAUGAUUUGUUUUUGGUAGUGAUGACUCAUUCACUUUUGUAAACUAUAUUUUAUUUGACUGUAAUCUAUCUCCAUACUCAGGGCCCAGGGAGAUGACUCCCUCCACAGCCAGAGACAGGCUGUGGCAAGGAGGAUCACACACACCUACCUGGGGGAGAACGCAGAGAGGGUAGGCCUCCUGGAGAGGGACACCAGCAGGCAGCUCUGUAGACUCCUGCCCUCUGGAGCAGUCAUACCGUGGAUAUACACAGCCAAACAUGAGAUCUGUAAGGUAAAGUCAGCAUGUUGACAUACAGUUAUGUUUGAAUGUUUUAAAAAUCUUGUGAAUAUUUUAGAAUGUCUUGAGUCAAUGUAUUGGUAAUGGACAUUUUUUGUAGGUGCUUUGUGCAUCUUAUGAUUCCUUUUUGGACGAAGAAGACAAACAUUUCUGUUCCUGUCUGGUAACUGAUUUUAUUUCGUUUUAUGCAAAUUGAUUAUACAAUACAACAGUAUUGUCCAUAGUUACAGUGAACAACGGAAAUGUGUGUCCCCCUCCUUUUACACACACACACACACACGUAUCUUCCCAUCUCCCCUUUAACUCUGUUGAGGGUUAUCUUAUGUUAUCAAAUUUUCCCUUCUGAUUUGACCAUCAGGAGAGUGCCAGUGUGAACUGCGGUCAGAUGCUAUCUCCUAGUGGCCAGAACACAGAAGAGCAGCAGGUCAGGAGGAUGAGGGAGGCUCUGGCCCUUUGUCAGUCCUGCUGUAGCCAUGGAGACACAGAGCAGCUCUCUGAUAGGCAGGAGAACUGGGCCCUGAUGGCUCUAGAGGACGUGAAGAGAGGAGGGUCUGUCCACCUGCACUACAAGAAGACUGGUAGGAACGUAACCAAGGACUAACACAGAGGAGUUAAGGAGAGUAAGGGGGAUGUGCGGAUUCAGUUGUAACUAAGGCUACUAGAGAGCAAUGCAGGUGUUACUACAGAAUGCACAAUGAAAGAAUGAUAAGUUUAACUCCAUGUAUAGUUGCAUUGUAACAUUUCUAUUAUGUGGAAAGCACACUUACAGGAUAAGGAAUCAAGGCCCUGUGAAUACAGUCAUUGUGUCUGUCUCUAGAGCCACUUGAUCUGCCGUUUGACUUGCUGGCGGUGAGGUACCCAAAGCUGGCAGUGGAGAAUCUGAGUGUUAACUAUUUGCUGUACCAGAAGAGGAAGCCUUUCUCAGACGGCGAAAGCUCUAAGCCAGUAUCCGCUGGUUCCUUGAUGAAGAAAGCCCCUCUGAUGUUGAAGAAAGACAACAGUUUUGUUCGCAGGCUGUCUAUGAGGCCAAGGUACUGUUGGGACACCACCUUAAAUGCUUCCUUGUUCAUUGAGUUCAUUGAGUCAUUGUUUAUCUAAUGAGUGUAUCUAAUAUAGCAUAAGUAAGAAUCUUCAGCUACCACUGAUUUUGCAGAAGCCGGCUGUUUUGUAGAAGGUUUUACUUGCAAUGAUUGUGAUAAGUGGCUCUUUUACUUACUUUAGUUGAAUAAGAGCUCUAAGAGCACCUUCUAAAUGACUAAAAUGUUAAUGUGUAUAUGGCUGUAUUGUUUGUCUCCGUGCUACAGGUCGUUUGGAGAUGUGUUCCGGAACCCGGUGAGUCUGGACUACUUCAAGCGCUUUCUGCGUUUCCACUAUGCCCAAGGAGCGCUGCUCUUCACACUGGAAGUAGAGAAGCUGAGAGCCAUCGACCGGCCGACACCUCAGAAGAUCAAAAUCCUCGCCAUCGUGAAUAAGUUCUUACGCCGGGAUGACCCCAGUACAGUCCUCAAAUCCUUAUUCAUUAUUCCUGUCAGAUUCUGUCCUUGGUGACCUUUAGCCAAGCUGACAUCAAUGGUGCCUUAUUCUCUUUGCUGUCAUACAUUGGUAAUGCUGGCUGGUAAAACAUUAUUUCCCUCCUUUCUCUGCAAUAUGAGAUGAGGUACUCUUUUCUAACUUUGCUUAGUCUUCUUGGCCCCCUAGGGAGCAUUGUGUGUCCACCAUGGCUCUCCAUCUCACUAUUUUCUGCUGAUACUCUUAAAGGACUGUCUGUAUUAUUUCUAAAAGAGAUGUAUUGAAGUGAAAAGGCUAACACGACUAGCAUCCUCCCACAGUGGGCUAUCUGCAGUGCAAUGCUGACAUCAUCUCCCAGGUGGCUCAGAUGAGAACUGUUUCCUGUGAGGUUCUCUACACCAUCCAGGACCUGGUCACCAAGUCACUGGAAGGAACAUGGUAUUGGGAUUAUUUAUCCAUGUGGACAUGAGUUGAUUUAGCCUGGUCCUAUAUUUGUUUGUGCUGUAUAGCCAACUCCUAUGGUCGUUGUUAUGCCAAACAUGACAAUAACCAUAGAAGUUGGCAAGAUGGAACAAACAGAUCUGGGACCAGGCUAUGGAUGAUUGAUGCUACUUGACAGAACUCUGUGAUUGAUGUGAUGUGUGUUUGUUUGGAUGCAGACAAAACAGUGUGUGUUAAUCCGAUGUGUGUGUUUGGAUGAUUCCCUGCAGGUUCAAGCAGUACCAAGACACGUUCCCACCAUGUCCUGCUGUGGGCUCAGAGUCCUGCCUGAGAGGAGCCAUACUGAAGAACAAACUGGUAGAAACAACACCCAGCCUCUCAUCCUCUAUGUACUGUUAGACACUAGACAGUUGUACAAUCACUGUAUAACCCUCUUGGGCAAUGGUAUCUAAAAUGUUCUCUCUCAUUCAUUCAUUCAUUAAUUCACUCACUCACUCACUUACUCCUUAUGCACCUCACCCUGAAGAAAAAUGUCUGGAUGGUGUUUUGCCGAUUCAUCAAGACAGUCUGUAAGUUUCAAAACGCAAUGAAGGAUCCUCGCACGAGGACUGAGUUUGAGCUGUACCUGAGAAUGAGCUACCGCCACUUCUCCGAAGGUAAGCUGUCCUCAGUCCCUUAUCUCCAUUCUGGUCCUGGUUCUGGUGCUGAACAAUGUAUAGUUUCUCCAGGUGCUACAGAAAAAAUAAAUAUUUAUAAAAAAGGACAAAUCUCCAGCACACUGGUGAUCUUGGAUGUUCCACAAACCAAUGUUUCGGUGUUAGACCUUCAUCAGGGUUUUAAUCCUAGUUCUGGUGCCAGCAGUAUACACAACUAAGUUGACCUUGUCUCCUAUAGCAUGUGACUCCCCUGCCCCUCCUAAAGAAGAGGGGGAUACCUCCCACAUGAAGAGACGGGUCGUUAACGGUAAAGUCAUUAUCAUUGACUUCCUCAUCAACGACCUAUCUUUCUACCUGGAGAGUGAGAGGUAAGAUUGAGAUGUCUCACAAGGUCACGUAUAUGUUUUCCUUCUUACAUUAUUGACAUUCACUUCUAUUCACAGUUUCAAUUUAAAGGUCCAAUAUCAAAUCAUUUCUGGAUAAAAAUUAAGUACCUUGCUCUGAUUGUUUUCAAUUAAAAUGGUCAAAAAGAAACAAAAGUAGCUUCUUAGCAAAGAGCAAUUUCUCAAGCAAGACAUUUACUAGGACUGUCUGGGAGUGGUCUGAGUGGGGAAAACUGAAAAUUAGCUGUUAUUUACAGAGGUUUGGAAAUCUCUUUCUUAUUGGUCUAUAAACAAAUGUACUGGCCAAAAUUCCAUCCCACCAAAACAGACUGAAAUUUCAGGCGGUCUUUUCAAACAGCUCUUACACCAGGGGUUCCCAAACUUUUUUGGCCCUCAACCCCAUUUUGAUAUCUGAAAAUUCUCACGACCCCAACCAUGAGGAAAAAAUUAUGUAAUUAACAGCCAAUGUUUACUUUUUUAAUGGGGGCUAUGGCAGUCAAUUGAAAUUCUAACAGUAUUUCUGACUGUAUUCUAAACUCACCAUCAUUUACUUUUAAUGUGGGGCUAAUGACAGUCAUUUGCAAAUUAGUCUGAUAUAAUGCAUCUUAUCUCACCACCACUAAUGAGAUGGGUGUGCUUGAUGCAUGUAAUGUCGGUGCUUCUCAAAGUCAGGGUGUGUGGUCCUCAUCUCUGUCAAGUCAGGGUGUGCGCGCACCUCAACUCUGCUGUCACAGCCAACCUGGAUCGAUACAGUGCCUUGCAAAAGUAUUCAUCCCCCUUGGUGUUUUUCCUAUUUUGUUGCAUUACAACCUGUAAUUUAAAUAGAUUUUUAUUUGGAUUUCAUGUAAUGGACAUACACAAAAUAGUCUGAAUUGGUGAAGUGAAAUUCAAAAAAUUACUUGUUUCAUAAAACAAUGUAUAAUGGAAAAGUGGUGCGUGCAUAUAUAUUCACCCCCUUUGCUAUGAAGACCCUAAAUAAGAUCUGGUGCAACCAAUUAACUUCAGAAUUCAUUUAAUUAGUUAAAUAAAGUCCACCUGUGUGCAAUCUAAGUGUCACAUGAUCUGUCACAUGAUCUCAGUAUAUAUACACCGGUUCUGAAAGGCCCCAGAGUUUGCAACACCACUAAGCAAGGGGCAUCACCAAGCAAGUGGCACCAUGAAGACCAAGGAGCUCUCUAAACAGGUCAGGGACAAAGUUGUGGAGAAGUACAGAUCAGGGUUGGGUUAUAAAAAAAUAUCUGAAACUUUGAACAUCCCACGGAGCAUCAUUAAAUCCAUUAUUAAAAAAUGGAAAGAAUAUGGCACCACAACAAACCUGCCAAGAGAGGGCCGCCCACCAAAACUCACGGUCCAGGCAAGGAGGGCAUUAAUCAGAGAGGCAACAAAGAGACCAAAGAUAACCCUGAAGGAGCUGCAAAGCUCCACAGCGGAGAUUGGAGUAUCUGUCCAUAGGACCGCUUUAAGCCAUACACUCCACAAAGCUGGGCUUUACGGAAGAGUGGACAGAAAAAAGGCAUUGCUUGAAGACAAAAAUGAGCAAACACGUUUGGUGUUCGCCAAAAGGCAUGUGGGAGACUCCCCAAACAUAUGGAAGAAGGUACUCUGGUCAGAUGAGACUAAAAUUUGAGCUUUUUGGCCAUCAAGGAAAACACUAUGUCUGGCGCAAACCCAACAUCUCUCAUCACCCCAAGAACACCAUCCCCACAGUGAAGCAUGGUGGUGGCAGCAUCAUGCUGUGGGGAUGUUUUUCAUCGGCAGGGACUGGGAAACUGGUCAGAAUUGAAGGAAUGAUGGAUGGCGCUAAAUAAAGGGAAAUACUUGAGGGAAACCUGUUUCAGUCUUCCAGAGAUUUGAGACUGGGACGGCAGUUCACCUUCCAGCAGGACAAUGACCCUAAGCAUACUGCUAAAGCAACACUCGAGUGGUUUAAGGAGAAACAUUUAAAUGUCUUGGAAUGGCCUAGUCAAAGCCCAGACCUCAGUCCAAUUGAGAAUCUGUGGUAUGACUUAAAGAUUGCUGUACACCAGAGGAACCCAUCCAACUUGAAGGAGAUGGAGCAGUUUUGCCUUGAAGAAUGGGCAAAAAUCCCAGUGGCUAGAUGUGCCAAGCUUAUAGAGACAUACCCCAAGACACUUGCAGCUGUAAUUGCUGCAAAUGGUGGCGCUACAAAGUACUUUGACUUUGUGAAUAGUUAUGCACGCUCAGGUUUUCAGUUUUUUUGUCUUAUUUCUUGUCUGUUUCACAAAAAAAAAAUAUUUUGCAUCUUCAAAGUGUUAGGCAUGUUGUGUAAAUCAAAUUGUACAAACCCCUCCAAAAAAUAUAUUUUUAUUCCAGGUUGCAGGGCAACAAAAUAGGAAAAAUGCCAAGGGGGAUGAAUACUUUCGCAAGCCACUGUAUUUGGUUUUAAUGCAGACAAGAGCACUGAAUCCAGCUUCACACAGAUGAGCUGGCGAAGGGUACCUUGCGUUUUAUGGUGCUUUCAAGACAACUGGGAACUCUGAAAAAUACAAGGUCAAAUCAUGACAUCAGUGAUCUUCAGGUCGGAGCUCUAGAAAGAGCCCCGAGUUCCCAAAUUGGAAUUCUGAGUUUAAUGACCGUAAAAUAAUAAUAAUCCAAGUUGGAGCUUGUUUUUUUUCCCAGAGUUCCCAGUUUUCUUGAACACAAUGAAGUUGGAAGUCAGAUAGUUCCAAGUUCCCAGGUCCCAGUUGUUUUGAACGUGGCAUUAAUGCUCAGAGGGAGACGGCAGGGUAUUCCCUUUGAGGCAGGAACCAAAACUCCUCUGUAGUGACCCGUGAAUGCAUUCGGUCACAUGACAGCUCGAUCAGCUGUUCGAUUUCACUUACAGGCAUGUCAACUGAGCCAGGAUCAAAGUCAAACGGAUUAGGAAGUAUAUCCCAAAGUGCUCUUCCAAGCGUUGGAGGUGAGCAGUCAUCACUCGUGUGGGACCCUUACUGAUGCUGUUUUCUGUUAGAAACAUGCACAGCUGAGGGAAGGGGGCAUGGUUCAAUUUUGAAAGACUCUCUCCAAUAAGAAUUCUUUCCUCUGAAUCCUUUGAUUCAGUCAGUCAUCUGUAGAAUGUUUUUGUAUUUCCCUUGCAUGGUUGCAUUCAGUUUGUUCAGUUUCCCAAAUAUGUCUGUUUUCAUUACACUGAAAGUCAACCAAAACGUUUCUUUUUUUUUACAUCCAUUAUGAAUGACAACAGUUCCACUCUCAAUGCGAAAAAUCUUUCCAACAAUCCCCUUCGAUAACCACCAAGCCUCAGUGUGAAAUAGAACAUUGUCAUGCUCUGAUCCAUUUACAUUUACAUUUACGUCAUUUAGCAGACGCUCUUAUCCAGAGCGACUUACAAAUUGGUGCAUUCACCUUAUAGCCAGUGGGAUAACCACUUUACAAUAUGUUAUUUUUUUUCUUUGGGGUGGGGUAAGGGGGGGUAGAAGGAUUGCUUUAUCCUAUCCCAGAUAUUCCCUAAAGAGGUGGGGUUUCAAGUGUCUCCGGAAGGUGGUGAGUGACUCCGCUGUCCUGGCAUCGUGAGGGAGCUUGUUCCACCAUUGGGGUGCCAGAGCAGCGAACAGUUUUGACUGGGCUGAGCGGGAACUGUGCUUCCGCAGAGGUAGGGGGGCCAGCAGGCCAGAGGUGGAUGAACGCAAUGCCCUCGUUUGGGUGUAGGGACUGAUCAGAGCCUGAAGGUACGGAGGUGCCGUUCCCCUCACAGCUCCGUAGGCAAGCACCAUGGUCUUGUAGCAGAUGCGAGCUUCAACUGGAAGCCAGUGGAGUGUGCGGAGGAGCGGGGUGACGUGAGAGAACUUGGGAAGGUUGAACACCAGACGGGCUGCGGCAUUCUGGAUGAGUUGUAGGGGUUUAAUGGCACAGGCAGGGAGCCCAGCCAACAGCGAGUUGCAGCAAUCCAGACGGGUGAUGACAAGUGCCUGGAUUAGGACCUGUGCCGCUUCCUGUGUAAGGCAGGGUCGUACUCUCCGAAUGUUGUAGAGCAUGAACCUACCCAUGUCUCCACAUAGUUUUGCAAACAGGCGUGCGCACAGUGGUUGUGCUUUGAUGUAGUUUACAAAUGAAGUUACCUGCUGCAUUAUAUCUCAGAGUUCUGUGCUCAGCUCUUUUGCCACCAGUUUCUCUCGGUGUACUAUACAAUGCGCCCAUAUGGUAGAUGGAGACACAUUCAUAACUAGAGUGCAGAGGCCCCUGCCUGCUGUCCCGCCAUAGAUGGAGCCCCAUCUGUGCAAAAGCCAACCAUUCGAUCCCAUGGAAUCUGUUUUUCGUCAAUAUAACCACACAGCACACUGAACAUCCCCUGUGCCAUUUCAUGCUUGGCUAUCGUGAGACAGAACAAUAUGUCCUCGUGAAUAGCAUCCCCCGACAUGUAUAGCGAACAAAAGUCAAUGCAUGGGCAUCUCGGCCCUCUCAGCUAAAGUCCAUUUGGAGAGCAUAGGCUGGGGAGUUUUUGAGUCGUUCAGAGUUUCCUCUUGAUUGCUAGCAAUAGCAUCAAUUAUUAGUUUAACAGUGUUAUCUGACAAAGGUAUUGAUGUGAGUUUCUGUACCACUGCCUCCCCACACAUUGUUUUCACCAUAUCAAUUGUGGCCGGUAAUAUCAAAGUCUCUGCAAUAGUGUGUUGUUUCAUAGGGAAGUGGGCCUAGCCAUUGACCGUGGGAAUGAUUCAAGUGCAACGGUCAAGUGCGGCCUUUUCCCAUGAUCUAAGGGCGCUCUCUGGUUGAAUUCUAUCUUUUAGAUUUGAAUAAUUUUUAUUUCGAUUUUUAAGGUUAAUCACUUUACAAUGAUUUUGAGAUACAAAGACAAUAUUAUAUUAUCUAUAUAUUAUCCCGCGACCCCAUUUUCAUGUCAGUGACCCCGAGAUUGGGAACCGACGUCUUACACUAAAAGGGCAUUAUUAUCAUAAUUUUAAAAAUGUCACAGUAUUAUUCCAACCUCAUAGUGUGGAUAUAUACACUGAGUGUACAAAACAUUAAGAACCCCCCCCCCCCCCCCCCCCCCCCCCCAUGGACUCUACAAGAUGUUGAAAGCUUUCCAUAGGGAUGCUGGCUCAUGUUGACUCCACAGGAAAACUGUUGAGCGUGAAAAUCAUUAGCUUUGCAGUUCUUGACACAAACUGGUGCGUCUGGCACCUACUACCAUACCCCGUUCAAAGGCAAUUAAAUAUUUUGUCUUGCCCAUUCACCCCCUGAAUGGCACACAUGCACAAUCCAUGUCUCAAUUGUCUCAAGGCUUAAAAAUCAUUUUUUAACCUGUCUCCUCCCCUUCAUGUACACUGAUUUGAGUGGAUUUAACAAGUGACAUCAAUAAGGGAUCAUAGCUUUCACCUGGUCAGUCUAUGUCAUGGAAAUAUCAGGUGUUCUUAAUGUUUUGGACUGCACUGGGCCUUUAUGUAGUUUUAGACUAGUAUUUGUGUUGGUUGCAUAAUGUUAGUGUAUGUUUGUUUUGAAUCGUUAAAGGUUUCAGUUCUGUCUGUGCUGUUAACCCCAUAAGAUCUAUGGGCCUGGGUUUCCACUAAGAUAACAUAUGGAAUUGUUUUAAGAUGGUCAUACCAAGGAUCAUUUAGUUAUUUGAUUUAGAAUUUUAAGACCCCUGUAGUUAUAAAAAAACAAACUAAACAAAAAAUAUUUGAUGAAAUAUUGAAUUUGGCCUUAAUGCUAUUAGCCCAUAGAAAAGCAUUGAAUAACAUAUUAAUUCAUACAUUUUUGCGACCCAUAUUUAACCCCCUUUUUGGGCACUAAAGUAGCCAAUCCCUAAGCCUUUAGCCCUGUCUUGGGACCUGUCUAUUGUGCUUGAGGUGAUUUUUCUGCAACUUUUUGAGCCGCUGGAAAGUGUGCAGUUGAAAUAUCUCUCCUUCAAGACGGCUUUGCUGAUUGCCCUUUCAGCCCGCCGCCCUUCAACUCUAUGGAAGAAGGGCGUCUCUACUGUUUAUGUCCAGUACGCACGUUGUAUCUACUUGGAUUGAACAAAAGCAUGGCGCAAGAGGGACCAACUCUUCGUGUCCUGGGCGCCCCCAUGCAAAGAUGGGCCCCUCUCUCGUCAGCUGCUAUCCCAUUGGGUAGUGGAGGCUAUUAUAUUAACGUAUAAUACUGUACUAAUGGUUUACAGCCCCUGGAGGGCCUGAGGGCUCAUUCUACCAGGUUACUUUCAGACGAGUCUUGUGAGGCUUGCGGGCGUCAACAGGACAAUGACCCAACACACCUCCAGGCUGUGUAAGGGCUAUUUUACCAAGAAAGAGAGUGAUGGAGUGCUGCAUCAGAUGACCUGGCCUCCACAAUGCCCCGACCUCAACCCAAUUGAGAUGGUUUGGGAUGAGUCGGACAGCAGAGUGAAGGAAAAGCAGCCAACAAGUGCUCAGCAUAGGUGGGAACUCCUUCAAGACUGUUGGAAAAGCAUUCCAGGUGAAGCUGGUUGAGAGAAUGCCAAGAAUGUGCAAAGCUGUCAUCAAGGCAAAGGGUGUCUAUUUGAAGAAUCUCAAAUAUAAAAUAUAUUUUGAUUUGUUUAACACUUUUUUGGUUACUACUUGAUUCCAUAUCUGUUAUUUCAUAGUUUUGAAGUCUUCACUAUUAUUCUACAAUGUAGAAAAUAGUAAAAAUAAAGAAAAACCCUUGAAUGAGUAGGUGUGUCCAAACUGAUGACUGGUAGUGUACGUAUUGGUGAGCAUCUCACCUUUCGAUUAGUGUGUAGCCCAAACCGUUUGGACACUACUGACCGAAGUUGGCACAUCGGCGGUACUGACUUCAGAUGAGUCCUGUGACGCUUGUGGGGAUUGUAGAGCAAAACGGUGAACACCGUCGUGUUCGUGAGAGUCUCAUCUUUCCAUAGAGGGGACAUAAUAGUUUGUAGCCCAAACCGGACGCUACAGAAAGUUUUGCGAGAAGACUGAUUUUCGGGAUAGAUGCGGUAAAGAGGUCCAUGGAACUCGACCCAGACAAUGGAAAUGCCAUGGAAAUGCGUGGGGGAAAGAUCCUGAAUCCCCCCAGCAAAAUGUGCCUACUUUUAGGCAAUUUAUUAUGUGUAUUUCACACUAUGUUGAGGUAGGAAUCGAAGUAUAAUGCUUGUAUGGAUGUCAACCCCAAUAGAUGUUCAUGCCAUUGUCACCAAUCAACUACAUUGCAGUUAAGAACGACUGACUACCACCACCGAUUUCUGUAUGCUAGCUAUGCUACCAGCUUAUACGAACAUGAGUUAGUAUUAGCAUUCACUUCUUCUAAACCUGGAAAGGGACUACUUCUAAAUGUUAUGCAGCGAAAACAGCCAAAUAUAUCCAAAUCGGACUUUAGUAACCACAUUGAGGGCCUGUUACAAUACAUCAAUCAUGACGGAUUUGACGAAUAUCCACUUUGUUAGAUUUAUUGAAUGUGUGCCAAUCCGGCAGCUUUCUUCUAUCCCCCACGGUCUGCGUUCCAUUGACCUCUUUACCGCGCCUAUGUCUCCUGGUCUGAAAAACACAGCUGUAGCUCUGCCACUUUCCACCGCAGAUGCAGGAGGCUGACAUCGGCGGAUGUGAUACACAGCCCGUGCAACAAAAAAAAACAUAUCUCUAGCUUAAACAGACACAUUUUUAUGGGGCUGUUUUUAUUAUGCUAAUUAGAUUUCCGCAGGGCGCAGACAUCAACUCUUUAAUGUGUGUCCUGAUACCGCUAACCUGUUGUUUUUGUUGUUGUUGUGUUGCAGGUUCAGGAACAUGGCAGAUUCAGGCUCAGUGAUGGCGUCUGCAGGGAUGUAUGGAGAGAAUGACCAUGCUAUGCUACACCAGAAGGCUGACAUGAUCAUCAAGAUCUUCCUCAAGUCAGAGAUCUCUCCCAAACUCAGGGUAGGACUACUUAGUUCAGAUGUCUUAUAUGAUACUGUGGUUUUAUAUGAUAUCAUGUUUUAUAUGAUACUUAUUACAUUUCUUAUUUUCAUCUGCAGUCCCAUUGGCUGUCUUUUUAUAUCCCAUAUCGUGUUAUGGUUAAUAUAAUAUGGUAACUCUGUGCUGCUUUGUUUGUAGAUAAACAUAGCUGAGACCCAGAGGGAUGCCAUACUGCUGCUAUGCUCCACAGGGAAAGUAGACAGAGGACUGUUCCACCCAGCUAUCAUAACCAUCUUCCCCAACCUCAUCUUCUGCUGGAAAAAGUGACCUAUAGCUAGUGUUAUUAUUACUAUCAAUAUUACAGUACAUGCUGUUACACAUUUUGGUAUUUAGGGAAACCUCUUUAUCUGUGACUUUAUGUAAUACCUUUCUAUAUACAUAAUUUCACGAGGCAACAGUCUGAUAUUACUUUCCCCCAUAAUGGUUUAAUUCUAGCCUGUGUACCAGACAGUAAGAGAGCAGCAACAGACUAGUACCCAGGCUAGUUGAACGGACCUUGCUGAGUAAACUGAUCCCUCCCCUGCUUUAGGUUCUGUAAUCAGAAGUUGACGAAGAACCUGUAUGGAGUCAAGCCUACUAAGAAGCAGGAGGUCUCCUCCACCCCAGACUACAUGGGCCCGCUGCUCAUAGACAACGACUGGUACCGCAAGGUCAAAACCAUCAUGUCCAUGACAGGUCAGUUCCACUGUCCAAGACAGUUAGAGAGCAGAGUAGGGAAUCUUUAUAAGCCCAUAGGAACAAUAUGUAAAUAAAUGUACUGUACAUAUAGAUGAUAUUAAAACACGGAGUUGCCUAUAUGCAGCCAAAACAGAAAAAGAAAUGCGGUCAGAGACCCACUUGAGCAGCACCACCCCCUCAAGAUUCUGAGCCUGCCUGGCAGGGUUGGUCCUACAAAGCCAGAGCCCCCUGAUGGUAGAGCAUAAUAUACAAGGAAAUUCUCAAAGCUGCUAAUGAGAACCUUGACGACCUUGUACCUAACCGGUGGGGAUUCCGGUGGGGUACCCCCACCCAGGUAGUGGCAGUGCUGGCAACACUGGCUGCAGUAACCCAUGCGGAGGGGGUCACACUCGGACAAUCAGAGAGGGGGCAUAUUAUUGUGGCCCUGGGGGCACAAAAUAAUUAAAGGUCUGACUGCACGGAAAUGCUUGGGAAAAAUGGUUACAACGGGGGACCAGAGUGUUUGUGUCUCAGGGGAAGAGGGUGGAUCUGAUCUCCACCACCUAGGACUUGACAUAGAUUCAUCAAAUCUCACAUUGUUGUCAAUUUUUGCUCAAUCUUGCAUGCUUUCUCAAACAGCUGUAACUGUAUAUGCAUUCGUAAAUCAGGUCCUUUCUUGAGUUGGGCUCUGGGAUGUAACAACCGUUGAGCAUCUGAUAUUAUGGUUGAUUGUGGAGGAAAUGGGUUGAGUGUGUUAGAGUAUGUGCGUGUGUGUGUGUAUUUAUCCCACAUCUGUUGCAAGGGGGUAAGGAUGUUAGGGAAAAUAUAGGAUGAACCACAAUAAUUGUUUGCUAAAAUAAGAAUUGCUUGACAAAAAUGUAAUGUAAUGGCAAUCCGGGUUAUAGGUAACAAUCCUACGCAUGAACUGCCAACAUUAUUACGCAUAUUAAUUGAUAAUGAUGGAAAUUAAGAUAUGCAAGAUAUUUGAAUAGAUAUAUAUUUUUAAAUAGCUAUAUAUAUAUUGAGGUGAGAGCAUUGGAAAUGCUUUUGGCGGUUGACCUGCUUCUGUAUUGUGGGUGGCACUGUGUGCUGUUUUCGAAUGGAUGGGUCCUGGCCUCUCGGGGGCCUAGGGAUCCGGGGGGACGGGGGUGGUUUGCCGAUCACUGGGAUGACGGCCCAACUUGGGACGGGGAGGGGCUUUAGCGGGGCAUUUAGUGGAGAACAAUUAGAGGGUUACUUAGUAGCAAUGCAAAUAUCAUGGUACAGCUAUAUGGACACUCAAUCACUAUGGUAUUUUUUAUUGGCACAUUUACAAACAUAUAUUAUGAUAAAUAGAUUUGAAACUUGUAUCUCAUUAUGGUAUGUGGUGAAAUAAGUAUAGUCAGUUAUAAUUGUAAUGGCUUAGCAGAUAAUAACAAAAGAAGAACAAUAUUUACAUGGCUCAAAGAGAAGGAAUAUAAUAUCUAUUGUUUACAGGAAACUCAUUCAACAAUUCUAGAUGAAGUUGCGUGGAAAAACGAAUGGAGGGAUGAAAUAUACUUCUCCCAUGGGCAAAGAAACUCAAAAGGGGUGAAGAUAUUAAUUAACAGUAAUUUGUCCAAACAGAUCCGCAAGGUAGAUGGAUUAUUUUAAAUAUGUUAUUGGACCAUAAACAGAUAUGGCUCAUUAACCUUUACGGACCAAAUAAUGAUGAUCCACACUUCUUUGACAAUAUAUAUAAUAAAUUAUCAACCCUGCAAGCAAUACAAGACUAUAUUAUUAUGGUGGGAGAUUAUAAUACUGUUUUAAAUAGCUCAAUGGACCGUAAAGGAAAUCACACUACAAACUAUCACCCUCAUGCUCUUAAGGAAAUCGUGAAUGUCAUGGAUACAUUAGAACUAGUAGAUAUAUGGAGGCUUAAAUAUCCUGAUCUAGUGAGAUAUACAUGGCGGAGACUCAAUCAAGCUAGUCGUCUUGACUUCUUUCUUAUGUCAUUCUCGUUGGCACCAAAAGUUUAAAAAGUGUUGAUAAGGGACAGAAUGCGGUCGCACCAUCAUAUAAUUGGCAUAUAUAUGAUAACUUGUUUUUAACUAGGACAGAGGAAUUUAUAACUGAUUUUUUCCGACAUAACAUAGGUACAGCAAAUCCCCUUAUUGUAUGGGACACUUUUAAAUGUUCCUUUAGAGGCCAUGCAAUUCAGUACUCAUCUCAAAAACAAAAGCAAUUUAGGUCAAAAGACUCCAUACUAACAAAGGAAAUAGAAGGUCUAACAGAACAGAUAGAUAGCAAUAAAACCUGUAACAUAGAGGCUCAGAAUAAAUUAGAGGAAAAACAAAAAUAAAUGGCGAAACUUAUUCAAGAAAGAUUAAGUGUAAUAUAUUAUAAAAAUAAAGCAAACUGGAUGGAAUAUGGGGAAAAAUGCACCAAAUUAUCUUCAACAUAGGAAUGCUACCGAAAAGAAUUUACUGAAACUGGUUACAAAUGACAGAGUCACCCAUGAUUCACCAAACCUGGGGCGGCAGGUAGCUUAGUGGGUAAGAGCGUUGUGCCAGUAACCGAAAGGUCGCUGGUUCUAAUCCCCGAGCCGACUAGGUGAAAAAUCUGUCGAUGUGCCCUUAAGCAAGGCACUUAACCCUAAUUGCUCCUGUAAGUCGCUCUGGAUAAGAGCGUCUGCUAAAUGACAAAACAUAAAUGAUAUUUUGAAGGAGGAAAUAAAGUACUUUAAGCAUAUGUUUUCGUUUCAGUCGCCUCCAUCUCCUCUAACUGAAGCAAAUUGUAGAGAUUUUUUUUCUAUUGAUAAUGUAAAAUUAACAGCCAUACAGAAAGACACAUGUGAAGGUGAAAUUACAGAGGAGGAACUUCUGGAUGCAAUUAAAGACUUUAAGUCUGGGAAAACUCCAGGGUUGGAUGGCAUACCAGUCAAGGUAUACCAAACCUUUUUUGACAUACUCAGAAGACCGUUAUUAGCAUGUUUUAACCACUCCUAUGUAAAUGGUAGAUUAUCAGACACUCAAGAAGAAGGUCUGAUUUCAUUAUUACUGAAACAGGAUACAAGUGGGAAAUAUAAAGAUCCAGUCCAUUAAAAAAAAUGGAGGCCCCUUACACUUCAGUGUUGUGAAGCAAAAAUUCUAGCAAAAUGUAUAGCGCAUAGAAUUAAAAAGGUAUUGUCGGACAUUAUUCAUUCUAAUCAGACAGGUUUUUUACAUGGGCGAUACAUUGGAGAUAAUAUAAGGCAAGUACUGGAAACAAUAGAACACUAUGAAAAAUCUGGGAAACCAGGCCUACUAUUCAUAGCAGACGUCGAAAAGGCAUUUGAUAAAGUACGACUGGGGUUUAUAUAUAAAUGCCUGGAGCAUUUCAAUUUCGGAGAAUCUCUUAUAAAAUGGGUUAAAAUCAUGUAUAGUAACCCUAGGUGUAAAAUAGUAAAUAAUGGCUAUUUCUCCAAAAGUUUUAAACUGUCAAGAGGAGUGAAACAAGGUUGUCCACUAUCGGCACAUCUAUUUAUUAUGGCCAUCGAAAUGUUAGCUAUUAAAAUCAGAUCCAACAAUAAUAUAAAGGGAUUAGAAAUCCAGGGCUUAAAAACAAAGGUGUCAUUGUACGCUGAUGAUUCAUGUUUUCUGUUAAAUCCACAUUUUACACUUUAGUCAUUUAGCAGACGCUCUUAUCCAGAGCGACUUACAGUUGGUGAGUGCAUAUAUUUUCAUACUGCCCCCCGUGGGAAACGAACCCACAACCCUGGCAUUGAAAGCAGCAUGCUCUACCAACUGAGCUACAGGGGACUACAGUGGGGGAAAAAAGUAUUUAGUCAGCCACCAAUUGUGCAAGUUCUCCCACUUAAAAAGAUGAGAGGCCUGUAAUUUUCAUCAUAGGUACACGUCAACUAUGACAGACAAAAUGAGAAAAAAAAUCCAGAAAAUCACAUUGUAGGAUUUUUAAUGAAUUUAUUUGCAAAUUAUGGUGGAAAAUAAGUAUUUGGUCAAUAACAAAAGUUUCUCAAUACUUUUUUAUAUACCCUUUGUUGGCAAUGACACAGGUCAAACGUUCUCUGUAAGUCUUCACAAGGUUUUCACACACUGUUGCUGGUAUUUUGGCCCAUUCCUCCAUGCAGAUCUCCUCUAGAGCAGUGAUGUUUUGGGGCUGUCGCUGGGCAACACAGACUUUCAACUCCCUCCAAGGAUGUUCUAUGGGGUUGAGAUCUGGAGACUGGAUAGGCCACUCCAGGACCUUGAAAUGCUUCUUACGAAGCCACUCCUUCGUUGCCCGGGCGGUGUGUUUGGAAUCAUUGUCAUGCUGAAAGACCCAGCCAUGUUUCAUCUUCAAUGCCCUUGCUGAUGGAAGGAGGUUUUCACUCAAAAUCUCACGAUACAUGGCCCCAUUCAUUCUUUCCUUUACACGGAUCAGUCGUCCUGGUCCCUUUGCAGAAAAACAGCCCCAAAGCAUGAUGUUUCCACCCCCAUGCUUCACCGUAGGUAUGGUGUUCUUUGGAUGCAACUCAGCAUUAUUUGUCCUCCAAACACGACGAGUUGAGUUUUUACCAAAAAGUUCUAUUUUGGUUUCAUCUGACCAUAUGACAUUCUCCCAAUCCUCUUCUGGAUCAUUCAAAGACACUCUAGCAAACUUCAGACGGGCCUGGACAUGUACUGGCUUAAGCAGGGGGACACGUCUGGCACUGCAGGAUUUGAGUCCCUGGCGGCGUAGUGUGUUACUGAUGGUAGGCUUCCUUACUUUGGUCCCAGCUCUCUGCAGGUCAUUCACUAGGUCCCCCCGUGUGGUUCUGGGAUUUUUGCUCACCGUUCUUGUGAUCAUUUUGACCCCACGGGGUGAGAUCUUGCGUGGAGCCCCAGAUCGAGGGAGAUUAUCAGUGGUCUUGUAUGUCUUCCAUUUCCUAAUAAUUGCUCCCACAGUUGAUUUCUUCAAACCAAGCUGCUUACCUAUUGUAGAUUCAGUCUUCCCAGCCUGUUGCAGGUCUACAAUUUUGUUUCUGGUGUCCUUUGACAGCUCUUUGGCCUUGGCCAUAGUGGAGUUUGAAGUGUGACUGUUUGAGGUUGUGGACAGGUGUCUUUUAUACUGAUAACAAGUUCAAACAGGUGCCAUUAAUACAGGUAACGAGUGGAGGACAUAGGAGCCUCUUAAAGAAGAAGUUACAGGUCUGUGAGAGCCAGAAAUCCUGCUUGUUUGUAGGUGACCAAAUACCUAUUUUCCACCAUAAUUUGCAAAUAUAAUCAUAAAAAAUCCUACAAUGUGAUUUUCUGGAGAAAAAAUUUCUCAAUUUGUCUGUCAUAGUUGACGUGUACCUAUGAUGAAAAUUACAGGUCUCUCUCAUCUUUUUAAGUGGGAGAACUUGCACAAUUGGUGGCUGACUAAAUACUUUUUUCCCCCACUGUAUAUCCACAACUUGAAUCCCUCCACAGCCUCAUAGAGGAUCUAGAUACAUUUUCUAACCUCUCUGGAUUACAACCAAAUUAUGCUAAAUGUACUAUAUUAUGUAUUGGAUCACCAACAAUUUUUACAUUACCAUGUAGUUUACCAAUAAAAUGGUCUGAUGGUGAUGUGGAUAUACUCGGAAUACAUAUCCCAAAUGAAAUAAAUGAUCUCACUCCAAUACAUUUUAAUAGAAAGUUAGCAAAAAUAGAUAAGAUCGUGCUACCAUGGAAAGGUAAAUACCUGUCAAUUUGUGGAAAAAUCACCCUGAUUAACUCUUUAGUAUUAUCCCAGUUUACCUAUUUGCUUAUGGUCUUGCCUACGCCUAGCGAACAGUUUUUUAAAUUAUAUGAGAAAAAAAUAUUCCAUUUUAUUUGGAACGGCAAGCCAGACAAAAUUAAACAUGCCUAUUUAUAUAAUGAAUAUGAAUUCGGAGGACAGAAAUGAUUAAAUAUUAAAGCAUUAGACCUAUCACUAAAAGCUUCAGUCAUACAAACGUUAUACUUAAAUCCGAACUGGUUCUCUAGCAAAUUAGUAAGAUUGUCUCACCCAAUGUUCAAGAAUUGACUUUUUCCCUUUAUUCAGAUUACAACCACUCACUUUAAGUUAUUUGAAAAGGAAAUAAUCUCCCAAAUAUCACUAUUUCUAAGGUAUACCAGGUUAAUUUAAGGACCAAAGGAUUGACAGCCGUCCCAUAUAGAUUGCAAAAUAGUUGGGAAGAGAUUUUUGAUGUACCGAUGCCAUGGCAUAGUGUUUAUGAACUGAUACGCAAAACGACGUCGGAUUCAAAACUUUUCAAUUUAAAUUAUUAUACAAAAUUAUUGCUACCAGUAGAAUGUUAUUUAUAUGGGUGAUACAAUCAUCCCAAAUCUGCAGAUUUUGCUGCUAAGAGACAGAAUCAUUAGAUCAUUUGUUUUGGUACUGUCCAUUUGUAGCUUGUUUUUGGACACAGGUCUAGGAAUGGCUAAAGGAUUGCAAUAUUUACCUGGAGCUAACCCUGCAGAUAGCACUACUGGGUGAUCUGAAAAGUCAAGGUCAAUCGAUCAAUAAUAUAAUAAUACUUUUAGCAAAAAUGUUUAUUUUCAAUUUACAAUCUGUAGAAACAAUGAGAAUAGAAGGGUUCAGAACUUUUGUGAAACAUCACAGUACAGUUGAAAAAUGAAUGGCAAAUAGAAAUCCAAUAUGGAUGGUGUUAAGAGAUAGAUAGGUGGUGUUGAAUGGAGUUGAAGGAUGGGACUAAUAACAACUAACAACAACUAAUAUCAACAAGAUAACUAAUGUAAAGCAUACUGUGUCCAUAAUACGUUUAUAGGUUAUAGGUUGAAAGGUUUUGUGAAAGAGCACAGUUAGAAAGAUAUGGCAUAUAGAAGCAAACCGGAUGGACAUCAUGAAAAUGAUCGGAGAGGUUGAGGGUAGAGGAAGUUCAGGAGUAAAAAUAAACAAAAUAGAAUUAUUGUAAAAUUGACUGUGUCCAUAAAAUGUAUAUAGUAUGUACAGUGGGGAGAACAAGUAUUUGAUACACUGCCGAUUUUUCAGGUUUUCCUACUUACAAAGCAUGUAGAGGUCUGUAAUUUUUAUCAUAGGUACACUUCAACUGUGAGAGACAGAAUCUAAAACAAAAAUCCAGAAAAUCACAUUGUAUGAUUUUUAAGUAAUUAAUUUGCAUUUUAUUGCAUGACAUAAGUAUUUGAUACAUCAGAAAAGCAGAACUUAAUAUUUGGUACAGAAACCUUUGUUUGCAAUUACAGAGAUCAGACGUUCCCUGUAGGUCUUGACCAGGUUUGCACACACUGCAGCAGGGAUUUUGGCCCACUCCUCCAUACAGACCUUCUCCAGAUCCUUCAGGUUUCGGGGCUGUCGCUGGGCAAUACGGACUUUCAGCUCCCUCCAAAGAUUUUCUAUUGGGUUCAGGUCUGGAGACUGGCUAGGCCACUCCAGGACCUUGAGGUGCUUCUUACGGAGCCACUCCUUAGUUGCCCUGGCUGUGUGUUUCGGGUCGUUGUCAUGCUGGAAGACCCAGCCAUGACCCAUCUUCAAUGCUCUUACUGAGGGAAGGAGGUUGUUGGCCAAGAUCUCGCAAUACAUGGCCCCAUCCAUCCUCCCCUCAAUACGGUGCAGUAGUCCUGUCCCCUUUGCAGAAAAGCAUCCCCAAAGAAUGAUGUUUCCACCUCCAUGCUUCACGGUUGGGAUGGUGUUCUUGGGGUUGUUCUCAUCUUUCUUCUUCCUCCAAACACGGCGAGUGGAGGUUAGACCAAAAAGCUCAAUUUUUGUCUUAUCAGACCACAUGACCUUCUCCCAUUCCUCCUCUGGAUCAUCCAGAUGGUCAUUGGCAAACUUCAGACAGGCCUGGACAUGCGCUGGCUUGAGCAGGGGGACCUUGCGUGCGCUGCAGGAUUUUAAUCCAUGACGACGUAGUGUGUUACUAAUGGUUUUCUUUGAGACUGUGGUCCCAGCUCUCUUCAGGUCAUUGACCAGGUCCUGCCGUGUAGUUCUGGGCUGAUCCCUCACCUUCGUCAUGAUCGUUGAUGCCCCACGAGGUGAGAUCUUGCAUGGAGCCCCAGACCGAGGGUGAUUGACCGUCAUCUUGAACUUCUUCCAUUUUCUUAUAAUUGCGCCAACAGUUGUUGCCUUCACACCAAGCUGCUUGCCUAUUGUCCUGUAGCCCAUCCCAGCCUUGUGCAGGUCUACAAUUUUAUCCCUGAUGUCCUUACACAGCUCUCUGGUCUUGGCCAUUGUGGAGAGGUUGGAGUCUGUUUGAUUGAGUGUGUGGACAGGUGUCUUUUAUACAGGUAAUGAGUUCAAACAGGUGCAGUUAAUACAGGUAAUGAGUGGAGAACAGGAGGGCUUCUUAAAGAAAAAUGAACAGGUCUGUGAGAGCCGGAAUUCUUACUGGUUGGUAGGUGAUCAAAUACUUAUGUCAUGCAAUAAAAUGCAAAUUAAUUACUUAAAAAUCAUACAAUGUGAUUUUCUGGAUUUUUGUUUUAGAUUCCGUCUCUCACAGUUGAAGUGUACCUAUGAUACAAAUUACAGACCUCUACAUGCUUUGUAAGUAGGAAAACCUGCAAAAUCGUCAGUGUAUCAAAUACUUGUUCUCCCCACUGUAUAUAUAUAUAUAUAUAUAUAUAUAUAUAUAUAUAUAUAUAUUUGUGAGAAAAAACUAACAUAAGUGGGAUUGGAAGUGAUGCAGACAAUUACAUUGAUGGAAGUUACAAUCUAUCUGCAAUAUUAAAGCUGAUCUACCCCCUAACAAAAACAUUUAUCUUUAAAAUAAAUACACGGAGUACAGACAGUUUGGCUAAAGACUCUCCAGUUGGUUGUUUGAGAAGUGACAUCAUCUCUACGUCAACAGAGGACCACACCACUCUGAGGUUUACAGUCCACCAUGGACUAAAACUGAUCCUGCCUCAAGCCAUACUGGAUCUGAAACUGUCACACAAUGAUAUGCCACUGCCACACAAGGCCCCCAGUCGCCAGAGAUCUGUGCCAACCUACAGCGGGCCACACACUGAGUAUGUAUUUCUGUUUUUCUGUGUUAAGUGGAAAAAUAUUGCUUGAUUGAUGUCAAACGGUUAUUCCAGUAUUUGGAGACAGACACCUGUAUGUAAAUAUAUACUUGUUUUAUGUGUGAUCUGUCUUUUUCUAGCCACCCAGUGUUGGACGCACAUCAGAAACACCAACAUUACAGGUGAGUGCUGUCUUGUCUGUGUUUCAUCUUAUGCAUAGCACAAGGGGAUGCAAUCGCUCCACUGACAACCCAGACAGACACCAUACAGCAGCAGGAGGGGGAAUAUUCUUUAAACCUCUAAAUUAGUUACUUGUCUGAUUUGUUUUAGAGAAUGCCAAAAUUAUUAGUCAAAUUGAUUGGCAUUGUUGUUGUUGUAGUUUCCACCCGCUACCAGCAGAGAGCAGCAUAAGCCAAGACGGAUCCUCUCUCUGAUCAGUGAGGACAACUGGAGCAGCCAGUUGCGUUGAAUAAACAAUACUAAUUUACUCAUGCAUUAGAUCUUCUUAUUGAUUUUUUUCUAAAAUGCUAAAAUCACAAAGAUAUUGGCACUUAUAUUUGCUAAUUUGUUACAGACCAUUUUUAUGAAGGAAACAACAGAGCAACCAAUACAAUAUUUCUGUAACCCUUGUAAGAUCAUAUUUUUAAAGGCAGAGUUAAUAACCAGUAAAUGGUUUGCUCUGCUCUCCUCCUAGGCUGUGCUUCUAAAAAACAAAUAUUUGGGGGUUAGCUCAAAGCUGUUAAGUCAGGCACUUAAAUGAGAAUCGAGACUCAACAUUGGUAUUCCUCCUGCUAACAGAAAGGGUACAGUAAUUGGCUAAUUUCAGCUCUAACGUGCCAUAAAAGCCCUUACUAUCCCUUUUAAUUAAGCCUCAGUGAAAAGCCUUGCUUUGCAACAAUAAAAACGAUGUCAAAUCAGUAUGUAGAACAAUGCUGUACAUGUCAGAAAAUUGAUCUACACAGUAGUUUGAAUUAAAAAGUUUCCAACAGGGGAAUAACUAGGACAGGCCAGUAGAAAAUGGUUAUUGUGUGUGGUCUGGGCUCAUUCUAAAUUACCUCCUUUGUUACCACUGUAGAAAAGCAAUUAAAACAGAGGGGGGAUUUGUGUGUUUCUAUUCUCCAGGAAACUGUCAGCUGCGCUGUCUUACUUUUAAUUUUUUUUUUAGAAGGAAUCAAAUUCCUCAUGCCCACUCUGCUUAAAUAUUAGGGCAGGCAAAUUUACAUUGUACCUUGGAGUGAAUUAAGGUCUGAGAGGAGGAAAAUGUUCGGCUGGGGACGAACAAAGGCACUGCCUGCACUAAUUAUUGGCGAUGGAAAUCCUGUUUUUGCGCGUUAUUGUGACAGAGAAUAUGAGUCUAUCUGAUACCUUGUCAGAGUUAUUAAAAAUGACGGUCUGCACAGUGUGAAUCUGAAUGCAGCCUUAGGCCCUGUUUUUAUUAUGGAUUGUGAAGUUAGUCUUUUCUUUCACUCCCUCACAUUACACUUUCAAGUGGCGCUGCUGCUGUUAUUGUUCAGUUUCUUUGUUUGUUCUCUGCCUAGAAUAUAAGAACAUAAAAAUGUAGAAUAUAUUCUGUUAAAUACACUUAUUAACAUUUGGAAUUGAUUAGUGACACUUGUGGUUUUAACUGUGCAUUUUAAAUCAUCAAAGGUUAACACUAUCAUUACAGUAUUUACAAAUGUGGACUUCAACCUUAAUAAUACUGAAAUGUUCAGAAUGAGUACACGCCACAGUAUAUUUCUAUAAAGAUCUCUACACAUUGAGUGUUUCAUGUGCGAUCUCUUGCCUCACCUCAGUCAGUCUGCCAUGCAACCCCCUUUUAUUUCCUCUUCUCAGCUAAAUGUCAGCAGUCUCCAGUUUGUAGUCUUGGUGAGAGAGAGCGAAGGGGGGGAAUAGAGAGGGAGGUGGAGAGAGAAGGAGAGUGAGAGAGAAGGAGACCUGCCAGAGGCAUUAGACAGUGAACGGCUAAUUUCCCUAAAACACACUUUUAAUUAAACAAAUGGCCAUGGAGAGGGGAGAGGAAAAUAUAAAUGGUGGGAGACUGUCGUAGAAUUUCCUGUGUGUGGAGGAGUUCAUUAAUAUUUCCAGACCCUGCGGUGUUUCCAGACCUUAUUAUUGGCAGCCUCCCAAAUUGCACAGUAUUCCCUAUAUAGUGCACUACUUUUGACCAGAGCCAUAUGAGCCCUGGUCAAAACUAGUGCACUACAAACGGAAUAGGGUGCCAUUUGGAAUGUGGCCAUUGUCUCUGGUUCCACUCACCAGCACUACCAGAAACCAGGCUGUUAUGGUCUUUAGUACUAACAGUAAUGAGGGUGCUGUGGCCCCUGUAGAAUGGUUACACAGUAGCAGGGGCUGCUGGUAUAGCCCUGGCCCCAAUGUCGGCCUACUUGACCCUGGUAAAUGGCGGUGGUGGUGCUGACAUGCGCAGGACCAAGAUACUAGGUAGCACCUGUUUAACUCACUCUGUCGUUAUCAGCUAUUACCUGGUUAGAUUGAGUGUCAAAUCCAAUCUGUUGUGUUUAAAAUUUUAGAUGUGGCGUUGAGGCUGCCUUGAGUUUGUCUCUCUUCAGACCCAGUCAUAUGCUUCAUUAAACACAUUAGGAUGCAAGGUGGAGGAGGCAAGCUACACAUGCACGCACAAAACGUCUUAAUAGUGUUCUGUGGACUAGAGUUAUAAGGCUGUAAAUACACUCUUAGAAAAAAGGGUUCCAAAAGGGAUAUUUGCUGAGGGGAUAGGGUUCUACCAAUAACUGUUUUCAUCUGAAGAACCCUUUUUGGAAGACAAGGGUUCUUCAUAAGGCAAAGAGUUCUACCUAUAACUUUUUUCAUCCUAAGAAAAGUUUUUAGAAGAAAGGGUGCUGAUGAUUAUUUGGAAUGCAAGAAAGAUUAUUUGGAAGGCAAGAAUUAUAUAUAGAACCCUUCUGAAUCUGAAUAAGUUAUUUUUUUUGGGGGGUGGGUUCUUCCUUUAAAUAGUGCCUGAGCAUUAGUGUUUAACUCAGUGUUUAAAGAGCAACUGCCCCCUAAAACCCAACUUCUCAUUUAAAAAACAGCCUGUGGCAUCGAUAUGAGUCAGAAACAUUUAUUAUACUGUCAAAAUUGACUACAAAGUGUAAAUAUGAUAAUUUUGGUCAUAAAGUCAGUCUCGUCCAAAACAGAGUUUUGUGAGACUUGUGGUAGUGACCCCCUCACAAUGUACAGUGCCUUCGGAAAGUAUUCAGACCCCAUUUUGUUAGGUUACAGCCUUAUUAAAUAUUUUUCCCCCUCAUCAAUGUACACACAAUACCUCAUAAUGACAAAACAAAAACUGGUUUUUAUACAUUUUUGCUAAUUUAUCAAAUAAAAUAAACGAAAUAUCACAUUUACAUAAGUAUUCAGACCCUUUACUCAGUACUUUGUUGAAGCACCUUUGGCAGCAAUUACAGCCUCAAGUCUUCUUGGGUAUAAUGCUACAAGCUUGGCACACCUGUAUUUGGGGAGUUUCUCCCAUUCUUCUCUGCAGAUCCUCUCAAGCUCUGUCAGGUUGGAUGGGGAGCGUUGCUGCACAGCUAUUUUGAGUGUCCUGUUGGAAGGUGAACCUUUGCCUCAGUCUGCGGUCCUGAGCGCUCUGGAGCACAUUUUCAUCAAGGAUCUCUCUGUACUUUGCUCCGUUCAUCUUUGCCUCGAUCCUGACUAGUCUCCCAGUCCCUGCCACUGAAAAACACCCCCACAGCAUGAUGCUGCCACCACCAUGCUUCACCGUAGGGAUGGUGCCAGGUUUCCUCCAGACAUGACGCUUGGCGUUCAGGCCAAAGAGUUGAAUCUUGGUUUCAUCAGACCAGAGAAUAUUUUUUCUCAUGGUUUGAGAGUCUUUAGGUGCCUUUUGGCAAACUCCAAGCAGGCUGUCAUGUACCUUUUACUGAGGAGUGGCUUCAGUCUGGCCUGAUUGGUGGAGUGCUGCAGCGAUGGUUGUCCUUCUGGAAGGUUCUCUCAUCUCCACAGAGGAACCAUCGGGUUCUUGGUCACCUCUCUGACCAAGGCCCUUCUCCCCCGAUUGCUCAGUUUGGCUGGGCGGCCAGCUCUACGAAGAGUCUUGGUGGUUCCAAACUUCUUCCAUUUAAGAAUGAUGGAGGCCACUGUGUUCUUGGGGACCUUCGAUGCUGCAGACAUUUUUUGGUACCCUUCCCCAGAUCUGUGCCUCGACGCAAUCCUGUCUCAGAGCUCUACGGACAAUUCCUUUGACCUCAUGGCUUGGUUUUUGCUCUGACAUGCACUAUCAACUGUGGGACCUUUAUAUAGACAGGUGUGUGCCUUUCCAAAUCAUGUCCAAUCAAUUGAAUUUACCACAGGUGGACUCCAAUCAAGUUGUAGAAACAUCUCAAGGAUGAUCAAUGAAAACAGGAUGCACCGGAGCUCAAUUUCGAGUCUCAUAGCAAAGGGUCUGAAUACCUAUGUAAAUAAGGUAUUUGUUUUUAAAUUGUAAUACAUUUGUAAACAUUUCUAAAAACCUGUUUUUCGCUUUGUCAUUAUGGGGUAUUGUGUGUAGAUUGCUGAGGAUUUCUUUUUUAUCUAAUCCAUUUUAGAACAAGGCUGUAACGUAACAAAAUGUGGGAAAGGUCAAUGUGUCUGAAUACUUUCCGAAGGCACUGUAAAUGAAGGUUGGGUUUGUUUCAGUCCUUCCCACAUACCCACAGCUGGCAGCACACAAGUAAUCAUACAUUUGGAGUCCAGCUAUCCCGGAGUGGGAUAGCGGGAGUAGACGUAACACUAAUUAGCCCCAGAGAUGGGCUAUCUGAAGUUAAACCAACUUUGCCAUGUUUGCACAACAGCCGGCUGAAGCUAAUUGGCUAAAUAAUUUGGCUAACUCUUCCCACCUGCGAACACACACGAGACACCCACAUCAAACCACACCCUGAAACCAACUCACGUUUUGAAUUCAGUCAUGGCAGCUAGCAUUUCUUAAUGAACCAAAUCUAAAACGAGGACAAAUCAGGAAGCUCAGUUGGCCUUUUAACUUUAAAGGUCCUGAACAGUCAAAAUCAUGUUUUUCAUGAAAUUGGAUGGUAUUUGGAUGAAACCAGAUCAAAGAAGGAUGACUGAAAAAUUACUGUUGCUUCUACAUUGAUAAAGUUUGAUCAUAAAGUUCGGUCUUCAGUUAGUCUGGAACAAAAGCGGGUGAAGGGUUUCCCAAAACUCUGUCGCAGUUGUCAUGUCAUUACAUCAAGAGACAUGCCAAACAGGAGAUUUAUACAAACUUCUUGACAUCAUUGAUAUUUAUGAUAUACACUAUACAGUAUAUACUCGGGGGGUGCAGAUCAAUAUUAGGAGGGUGCUCCUAAUGUUUGGUAUACUCAGUGUAUGAACAUUGUCUGGCAGUCAGUAUAUAUAUUUAUUGAAAUAUACGUAGACCUCACCCUGUAAAGUUUCAACUGAAAUUGUCCAAGAUGAACUAGCUAGCAUAGGCGGCAUGUCCAUAAGGCUUCCCUCUAAAGUAAAUUGAAUUAAAUUGCCAAAAUGAUAUGGCCUAAUUAGCCGACUCCUGUCUAUACAGUAAUAAAUACAAUAAUUCAAAAUAGCUACUAAACCAGAAAGCAGGAUUUGGCCACAGAGGAUCAUUAGCUUAAAAAAAGUGUGGAUUGUUUUAAAUCUCAUUGUCUACAGUCGGAAAGGCCUGCAAUUUGGGCAGCGCGCACGGCAAAUACCAAAUAUACUCAACAAAAAUAUAAACACAACAUGUAAAGUGUUUCCCAUGUUUCAUGAGCUGAAAUAAAAUAUCCCAGAAAUGUUCAAUACACACAAAAAGCAUUUCUCCUUUGCCAAGAUAAUCCAUCCACCUGAAAGGUGUGGCAUAUCAAGAAGCUGAUUAAACAGCGUGAUUAUUACACAGGUACACCAUGUGCUGGGGACAAUAAAAGGCCACUCGAAAAUGUGCAGUUUUGUCACACAACACAAUGGCACAGAUGUCUCAAGUUCAACCAAAUGAUUUCUUCACAAACUGUCAGAAACUGUCUCAGGGAAGCUCAUCUGCGUGCUUGUCAUUCUCACCAGGGUCUUGACCUGACUGCAGUUCGAAGUCGUAUCCGACUUCAGUGGUCAAAUGCUCACCUUCGAUGGCCACUGGCAUGCUGGAGAAGUGUGCUCUUCACGGAUGAAUCCCAGUUUCAACUGUACGAGGCAGAUGGCAGACAGCGUGUAUGGCGUUGUGUGGGGAGCGGUUUGCUGAUGUCAACGUUGUGAACAGAGUGCCCCAUGGUGGCGGUGGGGUUAUGGUAUGGGCAGGCAUAAGCUACGGACAACGAACACAAUUGCAUUUUAUCGAUGAGACUUUGAAUGCACAGAGAUACCGUGAUGAGAUCCUGUGGCCCAUUGCCGUGCCAUUCAUUCACCGCCAUCACCUCAUGUUUCAGCAUGAUAAUGCACGGCCACAUGUCGCAAGAAUCUGUACACAAUUCCUGGAAGCUGAAAAUGUCCCAGUUCUUCCAUGGCCUUCAUACUUACCACCAGACGUGUGGGAUGCUCUGGAUUGACGUGUACGACAGCGUGUUCCAGUUCCCGCCAAUAUCCAGCAACAUCGCACAGCCAUUGAAGAGGAGUGGGACAACAUUCCACAAGCCACAAUCAACAGCCUGAUCUACUCUAUGCAAAGGAGAUAUGUUGCGCUGCAUGAGGCAAAUGGUGGUCACUCCAGAUACUGACUGGUUUUCAGAUCCACGCCCCUACCUUUUUUUAAGGUAUCUGUGACCAGCAGAUGCAUAUCUGUAUUCCCAGUCAUGUGAAAUCCAUAGAUAAGGGCCUAAUUAACUUAUUUCAAUUGACUAAUUUCCUUAUAUGAACUUGAAAUUGUUGCAUGUUGUGUUUAUAUUUUUGUUCAGUGUAGAUUGUUGAGUUGUGAGUCGCAAUAUUUCAAAAUACAAUCGCGGGAAAACAUAGUUUGGAAAGCAAAUGGCUAUUACUGUAAAGAGAAGACAAUGAAAAUACUCUGUCUUUUAGUUAUCAAAAUUCUCAACUUAAUUGAGUGAACAGUGUAGCCUAUCUUAUUGGCACCAGUGGAGAGCAUCAGCCCAGCCCGGUGAGUGCGCAUAUUCACUCUUUAUCAUUGUUGGGUCAGUGCCACUUUAAAUUAUGUUUUUGGACAAUAAUUUCCUCCUCCAGGUUAGAUGGAUGUCAUAUUUUAUUUGUCUCACCUUCUUGUAGGCCUAUUAUAUGGAUCAAACAACGUCAUUUGUAUUGAUAUGUUUGUUGAUAGUUAUAUUAUUAGCCUAAAUUAUGAUUAUACAAGCUACUCAUCAUAUUAGGAAUAGUAGGCUGUCUUACAUAAGUCUUCAAAUGCGAUGAUGCAUGUAAUGCUUUAUUAUAAAGCUGCAUUCUUAUGGUGAAAAUGUGCUUCCCCAAACUUGAAACUGACACGCUGCCUAUGCUAGCUAGCUUGAUAAACAGUGCUGACAAUUCCAUUUGGGGUAGCUAGCUAAAUUAUACAGCCAACAUAUUGUCUAUAUUGAUGCUGUUACAAUAACCCAGCAGUUGGAUAAACAAAUCAUUUUUUAAAUCAAUAAUUUAUGUACAGUGAGGGAAAAAAUCCCCUGCUGAUUUUGUACGUUUGCCCACUGACAAAGAAAUGAUCAGUCUAUAAUUUUAAUGGUAGGUUUACUUGAACAGUGAGAGACAGAAUAACAACACAAAAAUCCAGAAAAAUUUUUAUAAAUUGAUUUGCAUGAGGGAAAUAAGUAUUUGACCCCUCUGCAAAACAUGACUUAGUACUUGGUGGCAAAACCCUUGUUGGCAAUCACAGAGGUCAGACAUUUCUUGUAGUUGGCCACCAGGUUUGCACACAUCUCAGGAGGGACUUUGUCCCACUUCUCUUUGCAGAUUUUCUCCAAGUCAUAAAGGUUUCGAGGCUGACGUUUGGCAACUCGAACCUUCAGCUCCCUCCACUGAUUUUCUAUGGGAUUAAGGUCUGGAGACUGGCUAGGCCACUCCAGGACCUUAAUGUGCUUCUUCUUGAUCCACUCCUUUGUUGCCUCAGCCGUGUGUUUUGGGUCAUUGUCAUGCUGGAAUACCCAUCCACAACCCAUUUCCAGGGAAGGGAAGGAGGUUCUCACCCAAGAUUUGACGGUACAUGGCCCCGUCCAUCGUCCCUUUGAUGCGGAGAAGUUGUCCUGUCCCCUUAGCAGAAAAACACCCCCAAAGCAUAAUGUUUCCAUGUUUGACGGUGGGGAUGGUGUUCUUGGGGUCAUAGGCAGCAUUCCUCCUCCUCCAAACACGGCGAGUUGAGUUGAUUCCAAAGAGCUCGAUUUUGGUCUCAUCUGACCACAACACUUUCACCCAGUUCUCCUCUGAAUCAUUCAGAUGUUCAUUGGCAAACUUCAGAUGGGCCUGUAUAUGUGCUUUCUUGAGCAGUGGGACCUUGUUGGCAUUGCAGGAUUUCAGUCCUUCACGGCGUAGUGUGUUACCAAUUGUUUUCUUGGUAACUAUGGUCCCAGCUGCCUUGAGAUCAUUGACAAGAUCCUCCCGUGUAGUUCUGGGCUGAUUCCUCACCGUUCUCAUGAUCAUUGCAACUCCACGAGGUGAGAUCUUGCAUGGAGCCCCAGGCCGAGGGAGAUUGACAGGUCUUUUGUGUUUCUUCCAUUUGCGAAUAAUCGCACCAACUGUUGUCACCUUCUCACCAAGCUGCUUGGCGAUGGUCUUGUAGCCCAUUCCAGCCUUGUGUAGGUCUACAAUCUUGUCCCUGACAUCCUUGGAGAGCUCUUUGGUCUUGGCCAUGGUGGAGAGUUUGGAAUCUGAUUGAUUGCUUCUGUGGACAGGUGUCUUUUAUACAGAUAACAAGAUGAGAUUAGGAGCACUCCCUUUAAGAGUGUGCUCCUAAUCUCAGCUCGUUACCUGUAUAAAAGACAACUGGGAGCCAGAAAUCUUUCUGAUUGAGAGGGGGUCAAAUACUUAUUUCCCUCAUUAAAAUGCAAAUCAAUUAAUAACAUUUUUGACAUGCGUUUUUCUGGAUUUGUUUGUUGUUAUUCUGUCUCUCACUGUUCAAAUAAACCUACCAUUAAAAUUAUAGACUGAUCAUUUCUUAGUCAGUUGGCAAACGUACAAAAUCAGCAGGGGAUCAAAUACUUUUUUCCCUCACUGUAAUUGGAUGUUGCACGCAAUUUCAACAUUGUUUGAAUCGCUUUGUUUAUCAGAAAAUGUGCUUGAUAUAAUCUCACUGCAACACUGCUCACAGCGUGCAUGUUGCUUGACAUACAGUAGGUGUUUUCAAAGAACUGUCAGUCAAGGUGAGCUCCCCGCCCACUCAGCGUACUAGCUCCCCGCCAACUCAGUCUGUCUUUUCAGACGUCCUCGUAGUUUGACAUGAGAGAAAAAGUAAUAAUGGGUAAACAUUUUUUAUUGUGGGUGAUGUUUUAGUCACUCAAAAGUCUAUUUUAGGUGGGAAUCAGAAUGACUCUUUGGGACUUUUGACCUUUUAACAUCAGGAGUUUGAGUAAUCUGAUAAGUUUAGAAAGAUGGGUGUGAGAAUGUUUUAAACUGUACCUUAAUGGGAAUAUGUGUGCAUGUAUCUGGUAUUCCUUUAAUCAUUUUACAUAUACAGUACUGACAUAGUUUAUAUCUUUGACAUGAUUUCUGUCUUUCCAAUAAGUAUUUUCUGUGAUUUUAUUGAGCAGAGAGUAGGGGGAUAGAAGGGAGUAUGCGUGAACCAGCAGUGUAUUGUGUGGUACACAGCCAAUUGGCCAGUUUUACCUGUUGAUGUUUCAGUGUAACAUUUCUAGUGUUCACUCAGUGGUGUAAAAUAACCCUAGUGUUGUUGUUAAUAACCAGAGUUGUGUGUGAGAUGAUUGGUCCCGUGUGGCUCAGUUGUAGAACUUGGCACUUGCAACACCAGGGUUGUGGGUUUGAUUCCUAUGGGAGACCAGUACGAACACUUAUGAAUCUGUAUGCACUCACUACUGUAAGUCCCUCUGGAUAAGAGCGUCUGCUAAAUUACGAAAAUGUUUUUAUUUAUUUUUAUGGUCGUCCCAUUAAUCUAUCUUCCCUACUCUGGCAGUCAUUCUGAAUGCAGGUUGUGGGUGAUUAAAGGUUCUAAUUGUUGUAUAAUCCAGCAUAAUGUGAUUUGAUGGCCUGAUGCGGCCUGUAAACCAGGAGUUUCAUAACACCACUGUGUUAGGGUAUAGGUAGGCCCAUGAAGAAAGGCCUUAUGAUAUAUGUAAUGUUUUGUCAUAAAGAGUUUAAUUGUAAAGGCUAAUAAGGCUGGUGGAACCGUUCAUAUAGGUUUCUAGGAAGAACCCUUCAAAGAUAAAAGGGUUCUCGGUAGAACCCUUCAUAGAGAGACUCCCGAGUGGCGCAGUGGUCUAAGGCACUGCAUCGCAGUGCUAGCUGUGCCACUAGAGAUCCUGGUUUGAAUCCAGGCUCUGUCGUAGCCGGCCGCGACCGGGAGACCCAUGGGGCGGUGCACAAGUCGUCCAGGGUAGGGGAGGGAAUGGCCGGCAGGGAUGUAGCUCAGUUGGUAGAGCAUGGCAUUUGCAACGCCAGGGUUGUGGGUUCGAUAAAAUAAUGUAUGCGCUAACUGUAAGUCGCUCUGGAUAAGAGCGUCUGCUAAAUGACUAAAAUGUAAAUGUAGAGGGUUCUAGGUAGAACCAUUUACAGGGGGUUCUAUGAAGAACCCUACAUAGAGGGUUCAAGGUAGAACCCUCUGCAAUGGGUUCUUCCUAGCACCAAAAAGGCUUCCCCUAUGGUGACAAACCCUAAAUGGUUCUACUAUACACCUUUUUUUCUACAAGUGUACUCAUUGUGCAUUUUGAGGCCUUAUGUUACCAACUGAAUAUUAGGGCCUAAGAAUUGUGGACAGUAUCUCCAGUCUGGCAUCCAUCCUAAACUAAUUUCUCACUUUGGUUCCAGCCAGGGGCUGUGGAGGCCAGGGGCCAAUGGAUUGGUCUCCUCCUUACAGCCCUCAGUAGUCAGGUGGCCCUCAGCCAUUCCAGUUGUCUGUCGAGUGUCGGCCUCAAUCAGUGUCAUGCUGGGGCAGGAAGGAAGACAAUCGUACCAUUUUUAGAUGCUACAUUGCUUUUAAUUGCAGGGUAAAUCACAUCAUAUGACAGAGACACUAAGCCAGAUCAAGCCUCAACCCUUGUGUUGCAUAUGUAAUAAGCACAGUAUAUCUCCUAAUUAGCUUGUUGUCUUGUUGUCAGUGUGUUGCGGCUUUUGCGGCCGGUCGGGAUGGAAGGAAGGAGGAAGGGAAGGAAGGAGGGAGGGACAGCAGCAGGGCUCAGGCAGAUGGCUGCACGUGUCCUCGCAGGCACAGCCCUGCAGUGGAGGAGAGGGAGGAAGAGAGGAGGAGGAGAGGGAGGAGAGAGGAAAGGAAGGCCAUGUCAGACGCUGCUUCGUCAAGCAGGCGAACAACCCCCAGCAUCCCCCCUCCUUCCUCACCUCCCCUCAACAGCCACAGGAGCAGAAGUUAA
Coregonus sp. 'balchen' is the source of this 39996-nucleotide messenger RNA. The record is from the annotation of a GenBank genome assembly. NCBI's taxonomy places the organism in Eukaryota, Metazoa, Chordata, Actinopteri, Salmoniformes, Salmonidae.